UGAUCUGUGGGUGCUGAUCGCCUCUAUUGUUUCCAGGCGCAGGGCACCCCAUGAAGCCUCAUCGCCUGGCACUGACCCACAGUCUGGUGCUUCACUAUGGGCUCUACAAGAAGAUGAUUGUUUUUAAGCCAUACCAGGCAUCCCAGCAUGACAUGUGUCGCUUCCACUCGGAGGAGUAUAUUGAUUUCCUGCAGAGGGUGAGUCCCAACAACAUGCAAGGAUUCACCAAGAGCCUCAAUGCCUUCAAUGUGGGUGAUGACUGUCCAGUGUUCCCAGGCCUCUUUGAAUUUUGCUCUCGCUAUACUGGGGCCUCACUGCAGGGUGCAACGCAGCUGAACAACAAGAUCUGUGACAUUGCCAUAAACUGGGCCGGAGGCCUGCAUCAUGCCAAGAAGUUUGAGGCCUCGGGGUUUUGUUACGUCAAUGACAUAGUCAUCGGCAUUCUGGAGCUGCUCAAGUAUCACCCACGUGUUCUCUACAUUGACAUUGACAUUCAUCACGGAGAUGGGGUUCAGGAAGCCUUUUACUUGACAGACCGUGUCAUGACUGUAUCUUUUCACAAAUAUGGGAACUACUUCUUUCCUGGCACAGGUGACAUGUACGAGGUCGGGGCAGAGAGCGGCCGCUAUUACUGCCUAAAUGUGCCUUUGCGGGAUGGCAUUGAUGACCAAAGUUAUAAACACCUCUUCCAGCCAGUCAUUAACCAGGUGGUGGAUUACUACCAGCCCACAUGCAUAGUGCUGCAGUGUGGUGCUGACUCUCUGGGUUGUGACCGUCUGGGUUGCUUUAACCUCAGUAUAAGAGGACAUGGGGAGUGUGUGGAGUAUGUAAAGAGCUUCAACAUCCCCUUGCUGGUGCUGGGAGGAGGUGGCUAUACCGUUCGUAACGUGGCACGCUGCUGGACCUAUGAAACAUCGCUGCUUGUGGAUGAAGCAAUUAGUGAGGAACUGCCAUACAGUGAAUAUUUUGAGUACUUUGCUCCGGACUUCACCCUCCACCCAGAUGUCAGUACAAGGAUUGAGAACCAGAAUUCCAGACAGUACCUGGAUCAAAUCAGACAGACAAUAUUUGAGAAUCUGAAAAUGCUGAAUCAUGCCCCCAGUGUCCAAAUCCACGAUGUUCCUUCUGACUUGCUCAGCUAUGACCGUGCAGACGAACCUGACCCAGAGGAGAGAGGCUCUGAGGAGAACUACAGCAGGCCUGAGGCUUCGAAUGAGUUCUACGACGGUGAGCACGACAACGAUAAGGAAAGUGACGUCGAGAUCUGAGGGCCGAGUUGUGGGUCUCUGAGCUGGGAGGUCCCUGUUGAGACCUUGGUGCGUGGUGGAAACGACUGGGAUGCACGUGAGCCAGUAAAAGUCUCCUCUUGGCCCUCCCCUUCAUGUCUGGCGCAUGUGGCCGCAGGAGCAGUGCUGCUGCACUGGGCUGGCUGCCUACAGAGGCAGCGUGCAGGGAAACCUGGUCCUCAGGGCUCGGACUGUCACCGCUGGGGCCAGUGGGAAUUCACGUGACGCUUGGAUCCACACCAUGGUCUCUGUGCUGCUGCCAUCCAACCAAUUUCAGAGCCAGUCUGCAGCGGCUUCCCCGGCUCCUCCCAGCACAGCUCAGACUCCAGGCAGAGGGAGGGGGUCAGUGCUGCAGUGCCUAGAACCUGUCUGCUCCUUACACUCCGGGUGUCGUCCUCCCUGAGUCCUGGCAGCGCCCUCACUUCCUGCCAGCCCUUCCAGCUAUCCCCCGUCCCUGUGCUGGGGAAACCCAGGACAGCCACGGGCGGGGAGGGGCGAAUGUAUUCGGAGUGCAGCCUUUCCCUCCCUCUGGAAUAGCUUUGGUCUGUCUGCCAACAAAAGCCGCAGCUAUUUGCCAUGUUGGGCUUUGGCCCAAGCUCCCCAUCUAGAUCGUUCCUUGAGGAUCCAAUUCCUUUGGGCCAGAUGGUGCAGGGGCUGUGCCAUGCUGGUGUGGUGCAUUCCCGCUUCUGCUGUACCUCCUGGCUCCUUCCCCGCCCCCUCCCCGGGCCAUUUUCCACACUGAGAAUGCGGCUGGGUCGCAGACCCUGAGUGGCAGGCCUUUCCCAGAGGGAUCGGUUCUGUCCUGCGGGGAGGGCAGUGGGUCCUGACACCGAAAGGGUGGGCUUCUCUCCCUCUGCUGGAGUGUAGAGACCGCGAUGCCCCCGGCAUGCUGUUUGCUCAGUGUGAGUCUGGGGGCUCCCACUGUCUGUGCUUGGAGACUUUUGUCCUAGCUGGGGAGAAGGAACAGGCAGCAGCCGCCUGCUCUCCCUACGUUUCUGUUGGUUUUACCGACUUUUUAAACAAUAAACCAAGAUGGUAUUUUUCUUA
Pelodiscus sinensis (Chinese soft-shelled turtle) is the source of this 2333-nucleotide messenger RNA. NCBI's taxonomy places the organism in Eukaryota, Metazoa, Chordata, Testudines, Trionychidae. The record is from RefSeq and is a predicted model, not a curated record.